This is a messenger RNA of Ahaetulla prasina, 1527 nucleotides long. RefSeq names its product basic proline-rich protein-like. The annotation marks the transcript as partial. The record is from RefSeq and is a predicted model, not a curated record. The transcript has a single exon. NCBI's taxonomy places the organism in Eukaryota, Metazoa, Chordata, Lepidosauria, Squamata, Colubridae.
CCUCCUCCUCCUCCUCCUCCUCCUCCUCCUCCUCCUCCUCCUCCUCCUCCUCCUCCUCCUCCUCCUCCUCCUCCUCCUCCUCCUCCUCCUCCUCCUCCUCCUCCUCCUCCUCCUCCUCCUCCUCCUCCUCCUCCUCCUCCUCCUCCUCCUCCUCCUCCUCCUCCUCCUCCUCCUCCUCCUCCUCCUCCUCCUCCUCCUCCUCCUCCUCCUCCUCCUCCUCCUCCUCCUCCUCCUCCUCCUCCUCCUCCUCCUCCUCCUCCUCCUCCUCCUCCUCCUCCUCCUCCUCCUCCUCCUCCUCCUCCUCCUCCUCCUCCUCCUCCUCCUCCUCCUCCUCCUCCUCCUCCUCCUCCUCCUCCUCCUCCUCCUCCUCCUCCUCCUCCUCCUCCUCCUCCUCCUCCUCCUCCUCCUCCUCCUCCUCCUCCUCCUCCUCCUCCUCCUCCUCCUCCUCCUCCUCCUCCUCCUCCUCCUCCUCCUCCUCCUCCUCCUCCUCCUCCUCCUCCUCCUCCUCCUCCUCCUCCUCCUCCUCCUCCUCCUCCUCCUCCUCCUCCUCCUCCUCCUCCUCCUCCUCCUCCUCCUCCUCCUCCUCCUCCUCCUCCUCCUCCUCCUCCUCCUCCUCCUCCUCCUCCUCCUCCUCCUCCUCCUCCUCCUCCUCCUCCUCCUCCUCCUCCUCCUCCUCCUCCUCCUCCUCCUCCUCCUCCUCCUCCUCCUCCUCCUCCUCCUCCUCCUCCUCCUCCUCCUCCUCCUCCUCCUCCUCCUCCUCCUCCUCCUCCUCCUCCUCCUCCUCCUCCUCCUCCUCCUCCUCCUCCUCCUCCUCCUCCUCCUCCUCCUCCUCCUCCUCCUCCUCCUCCUCCUCCUCCUCCUCCUCCUCCUCCUCCUCCUCCUCCUCCUCCUCCUCCUCCUCCUCCUCCUCCUCCUCCUCCUCCUCCUCCUCCUCCUCCUCCUCCUCCUCCUCCUCCUCCUCCUCCUCCUCCUCCUCCUCCUCCUCCUCCUCCUCCUCCUCCUCCUCCUCCUCCUCCUCCUCCUCCUCCUCCUCCUCCUCCUCCUCCUCCUCCUCCUCCUCCUCCUCCUCCUCCUCCUCCUCCUCCUCCUCCUCCUCCUCCUCCUCCUCCUCCUCCUCCUCCUCCUCCUCCUCCUCCUCCUCCUCCUCCUCCUCCUCCUCCUCCUCCUCCUCCUCCUCCUCCUCCUCCUCCUCCUCCUCCUCCUCCUCCUCCUCCUCCUCCUCCUCCUCCUCCUCCUCCUCCUCCUCCUCCUCCUCCUCCUCCUCCUCCUCCUCCUCCUCCUCCUCCUCCUCCUCCUCCUCCUCCUCCUCCUCCUCCUCCUCCUCCUCCUCCUCCUCCUCCUCCUCCUCCUCCUCCUCCUCCUCCUCCUCCUCCUCCUCCUCCUCCUCCUCCUCCUCCUCCUCCUCCUCCUCCUCCUCCUCCUCCUCCUCCUCCUCCUCCUCCUCCUCCUCCUCCUCCUCCUCCUCCUCCUCCUCCUCCUCCUCCUCCUCCUCCUCCUCCUCCUCCUCCUCCUCCUCCUCCUCCUUCG